Molecule: messenger RNA, 1917 nt
Organism: Dermacentor silvarum
Lineage: Eukaryota; Metazoa; Arthropoda; Arachnida; Ixodida; Ixodidae
Gene: Ufsp1
Product: ufm1-specific protease 1
Exons: 5
Coding region: 136-594 (152 amino acids)
Source: RefSeq, a predicted model, not a curated record
CAUGUUAGAGUGACUGGGCAGGCUUUGGCACAAAAUUAGGUUGUUUUUCUUCUGGGUUGUGGCACGUUGUAUGGCGCGUUGUUUCGACCGUGGUCCCCGCGACGUUUUGGACGCUUUCUAAUCUGUGCGAACAGGAUGGCGGCCCUACUCGAAGACGUCCACGAGGGCUUAGGCUUGCCACCGCAAGCGAGUCGUACGGCAUGUGUGAAGGGAAAGUACGCGUACUAUCACUACGGCUGCGACGGUGUCGACGACAGAGGCUGGGGCUGUGGCUACCGAACCUUGCAGACAAUCUGCUCCUGGGUGGUAUAUCAAAAGCACAAGACAGGGGAGGGUGCAAGGGCUGUGCCAAGCAUUGCUGAGAUCCAGGCAGCCCUCGUGACGCUUGGCGAUAAGGAAUCCCAGUUCAGCGGGUCACGCGACUGGAUUGGCAGCACCGAAGUGUUCCUCUGUCUUGACCACUUCUACCAGGUUCCAUGUAGGAUCCUCCAUGCCAGCACUGGGGGUGAGGUAGCCAACCACAUUGAUGCCCUGCUGAAGCAUUUUGAACAGCAAGGCUCCCCAGUCAUGAUGGCACGAAAAACAAGGUUGUAAUGCUCGCGAAAACGGUGCAACCACCAAUCUGAAGCAGCAAAGUCGUUUUAGCCCAGCUGCAGGGCAAAGUCCGCUGCCUUCGCCAGUGUGACGGGGCCUCUCCGUGGUAUGUCCUGCGCAUGCAUUUCCUUAAUCCAAAUGAGAAGCGCUUUCUCGAGGUCGGGAUGCUUUGUGGGCCGCAACCUCUUUCUUUCGCUGGCAACUUCUUCCUCAAAGGCACCAUCAAUAGCCCUCUUAUAUUUUAUGUAAAUGGAUAGAGUGGUUUUUGGUAUUGCGUGCUUCUGUGCAAUUUCUUGCUUAGACGUGAGUCCGGCGUCCACUUCCUUCAGGAUGUCACUUUUCCUUUAUAGUGUUCUGGCGUGUUUCUUUAAGCGGGCACAUGCCAUCUUCAAGUUGCAGCUACACCACCAAAGUCCACCACGGCAAACAUUAGCCGAGGCCUAACGAUUAACACCACCACAAAGAAUCGCGUUGGAAGGUGCUUCCGACGCUGAAAACUGAGGCGUACGAUGCACGUCCGAGACGGAGACUGCAGAGACAAAGGUGUCAAACAUACAUUGGCGAAGGCUCCUAUUCGUCGGUUCUCGAGUGCGGGCAAAGCUACGACGCACCUGAUUCACUGUGUUUUUAUGCUGGUCGCGUCAUCUGUCACUCAACAGCUACACAAGAUUUGCAAAGCCUCCGAGAUCAGCAUUUCAAAGAACCAAAUCUUGGAGGUCACGUAGGAAGGAGAGGAGAGGAGGCAGCCGCCGCUGCCCUCUGGCCUCCGCGCCGUUUUGGUUUUACCUGAUUUUACCUUCUCUCUCCGUUCUUCUCUUCGUUUCGGGUCAACGCAGCCUCGUGACUAGGCAGCCGCGCCCUAUCCCGUGACUAGCCAAGCCGCCGGAACGGUGGCGCAUAGUUCGAAUCAUCUGUGGCGUAACUUGCGUGCGAAUUAACGGGCUUUUUUAUACAUAGGCUUGUAUGGAGCUUGGCCGGACCAAAUAGUACAGUUCGAAUUAUCCAUAAAUUCGAAUUAUUGAAGUUCGAAUCAACGAGCUUGUACUGUAUUCACUAAUCCUGUGCACAUCUGCAUGAAGCAGAGUGCUUUAAGAUGCACCCGUGUUAAGGAAGAAUGCAGUCAAGCUGGCAACAGCUUGCGACAGAUGGCUAUGAAAAAGAAGCUGUUUUCUGAAGCAGGUGACGUGCUUGUUUUUUUUUUCACAUAAAUGAAUAGCAACAAAUGUGUAAUGAUGCAUUGACAAUCUUAUUCACAGUAUUGACAUCACCUAUUUAGUUAUAGCUCGAGGAUUAAUUGCAUCGCUAUCUGCCAUGUAGACAACU